This is a messenger RNA of Diaporthe citri, 837 nucleotides long. RefSeq lists its product as uncharacterized. The record is from RefSeq and is a predicted model, not a curated record. Bases 1 to 837 code for a protein of 278 amino acids. The transcript has 2 exons. Lineage: Eukaryota; Fungi; Ascomycota; Sordariomycetes; Diaporthales; Diaporthaceae. Gene Ontology annotation, molecular function: phosphatase activity.
AUGGCUUCUCACGAGAAAGAGCUCCCCGCGAUCCGCGCGUGCAUUUUCGACCUGGAUGGGCUCCUCAUCAACUCGGAGGACAUCAUCACCAAGGCCCUGAACCAGCUCCUGGAGAAAUAUGAAAGACCGACCUUUACCCCGUCAGUUCGAUCCAAGCUCAUGGGCGUGCAUGACUCGUCCAACGGAGACGUAUUCCAUGACUGGGCACGAUUGCCCAUCCCCCGCGAGCAAUGGGCUCGCGAAUCAAGAGCACAUAUGCAGCUGCUCUUUCGCGAUUGUGAGCCAAUGCCUGGCGCAGAGAAGCUCUUGUUCAACCUCAGCAGUGCGCGCAGCUCCUCUCCCGGAGACAAGAUUGAGUUGGCGCUGGCAUCCAGCACCACCAGCGACAUCUACGCUCUGAAGACCUCGAGGCCCGAGACUGAGCGCUUACUUGGCUUCUUCCAGCCCGAGAGGCGGAUUUUUGGUGAUGAUCCGCGCCUGCGCAAGGGCCGGAGAAAGCCAGCGCCAGACCUUUAUCUCCUUGCGCUGGACGUUCUGAAUUCGACGGUGGACCGCUGCGAGGAGCCCAUCAAAGCCAACGAGUGCCUGGUCUUUGAGGACAGCGCAGUCGGAGUCGAGGCUGGGAGACGGGCUGGCAUGAGGGUGAUCUGGGUGCCGCAUCCCGACGUGGCGGUCGAGUAUGAAGCAAGGCAGAAGGACAUUCUGGCCGGGAGAACGGGAUUGUUCGACGCGGGAGACGAUCAGCAGCCCGGAGAGAUUGAUGACGGCUGGGCAGAAAGCAUACCGAGUUUGGAACAGUUCAAUUACGACAAGUACGGCAUCAGUGUGCCGUCCUGA